ACUACAAGAGCUAUUUGCAGAAAGUGUGAAAGUAGACGAUUCCAAGCAUUUAAAAAAGAUACGGCUCUAUUAAGGUGUAACGAGGGCACGUUUCGCGUGCGGAAGAUAUAUGGAGAUGGGAAUUGCAUGUUUAGAGCGAUCAGCUACAUUUUGUGGCGAAACGAGGAAGAGCAUCAAUCACUCCGAGCUAUGGUUGUGCAGCAUAUUAAGGACAAUUGGCGCGAGUAUGGUCCAUUCGUGAUAGCUGAAUGGAAUAUUUCGGAUUGCCAAGAGUACUACGAUUACAUGAAUGUAGUAGGUACAUUUGCCAGCGAGCUGGAAUGCACGGUAGCCACAAAACUUCAUCGCAUGAAUCUUUCGAUUUAUCGCAAACUUCCUGGCAGAUAUGAACUUAAGUUGGUCUUUCAUAACCGCGUGAACAUCAACUAUGAAACCGCGAGACUCCUAUUCACCGGAUGUUCUGAAAGCGGUCAUUACGAUGUUCUGUUACCCGAUUCAAUGUCAAGCUUUUUUAUGGGCCAAUAAGUUAGACUUUGUGGCAAUUAGUAAAAAAAUGAAUAAAAGUUAAAAUAAUUUUUAACGAGAUCAA
This is a messenger RNA of Acromyrmex echinatior (Panamanian leafcutter ant), 589 nucleotides long. RefSeq lists its product as uncharacterized. NCBI's taxonomy places the organism in Eukaryota, Metazoa, Arthropoda, Insecta, Hymenoptera, Formicidae. Gene Ontology annotation, biological process: protein deubiquitination. The record is from RefSeq and is a predicted model, not a curated record. Gene Ontology annotation, molecular function: cysteine-type deubiquitinase activity.